UGUAUCAGUGCACAAUCGUUCGGGUUUCAACAACGAUCGUACAAACAGUAUCUACCAGCAGCAGCAGCAGCAGCAGCAGUAGCGGAAGAAAAAAAUAAAUCAAAUAUUUUCAUUUUCCGGACGGUCAUUUCUCUAAGAACCAUGAGAUCGUUCCAAAUGUUCGCAGCGCUGGCCCUAAUGACCGCGUGCGCCGUGGCCAUACCGAUUUUUGUCGAAGGAGGACAUCGAUCCCACGCUUCCGAAUCCGACGAGAACUACGCGCCCAAAGCGUACAAGUUCGAUUACGCGGUGCACGACCCGGAAACAUACGACGUGAAGAGCCAAUGGGAAGCGCGCGAGGGCGACGUGGUCAAGGGAGCGUACAGCGUGUUGGACCCCGACGGCGCCAUGAGACUGGUCGAGUACACCGCUGACCCCGAGUCGGGAUUCAACGCGGUGGUCAGCCGGUCGGACAGCGGUAACACGGGCUACAGGAAGCCCAGCAACGACGCGUUCGACUUCUGAUUGGCGAGGAGACAACCACGACCACGGUACAUCGUAACGCAUACAUAAAACACGCGCCGCGCGCACGUCCGCGAUAUCCGUGCCGCGGCUAGGAAUACUUUUUUUUCUGUUUUUUUAUAUCCCCUGUACUUCUGUCUUAUACGUCUGUCAUAUCUAUCAACGUCCCUCUUUCUCUCUCUCAAGCUGUCCGCCCGAAGCCGUACCGAUGUGCUGCUACGGUUUUCUUGUUUUUUAUACGAACUACUUUGUUAUUAUUAUUAUUUUUUUGUAUUAAUAUUUUAUUAUUAUUAUUAUUAUUUUUAUUUUUAUACGAUUGUCGUAUGUACGUGUGUGCCGAAAUAUUCGCGUUGGAUCGCGAUACAACUACGUGUUAUAUCGUAACGUACGCGCACGUAAUACAUAUAUAACUUACAUUAAUGUACAUCCCACUUGUUAUCAAUUGAUUUUAUUUUUAUUUUUUUAUUAGUUUGUUUUUAUAAUAAAUAAAUACAUGAGAAAAAAAAAA
Sipha flava (yellow sugarcane aphid) is the source of this 1009-nucleotide messenger RNA. RefSeq names its product cuticle protein 19-like. The transcript is spliced from 3 exons. Gene Ontology annotation, cellular component: extracellular matrix. Bases 142 to 504 code for a protein of 120 amino acids. The record is from RefSeq and is a predicted model, not a curated record. NCBI's taxonomy places the organism in Eukaryota, Metazoa, Arthropoda, Insecta, Hemiptera, Aphididae.